AUGUUCGACGACCUCUACGACGAGCUCGAGCACGGCGCGGAAGAGAUGGAGGAUGCCGACCUCGAGGACUACCACUUCGAGGGCGCAGACCCCUUUGAGGAUGAUGAUGAGGACGUCUUCGACUUCGGCGACGACCUCCCAGGCCUUCGCGGCCCUGUUGGACCCACCAGCCGUGCUGGUGACUUGGAUGGCGCGGACUCGCAGCCGUCCUCACGAGCUUCGAGAAGGUUCAGGCUCAUGGAACGCAAGUUGCAAGACGCUCGCAUUCCUCAAUACCCUUCGGAAACUCGUGCCGUCAAGCUCCUCGACGGACUUCGGUUGUCAGAGACUGCUACUGCCCAACUUCUCUUAGCUGCCGGCAAUCGGUAUGAGUUUGGCGCCUUUGAGGACCAGUUCAUCGACGGCGACUUCACCAACCUCAUCAACGAGAAUGAUACGGUUGAGAACGACAUCAACCCGGAGGACGACCCCUUCGAUUACCAGUAUGAUGAGGAAGAUGGUGAAGCCGACUGGGAGGCCCCUGAUGAUGGUGCUGAACCAGUUGGCGAAGCGCCCAAUGAGAUCGAUGAGAACCAGGUGUUCACUGCCACCUCAAAGAAGCUAGCUCCGACCAUGCAGGCUCGUGGCAAAGGCAAGUCCGGCAAGAGUUUUUCCAAGGGCAAAGGCAAGAACUCAGCUUUGCACAAGCAGAGGUUACAGUCUAGUUUGUGCCUUGGAUGCGGCGCUUCUGACCACUGGCUCAAAGAGUGUCCUCAUGUCACUACACAUCAGGCCCAUCUUUGUUCUGCACCCAUGACCCUGGACGGCAAUGGUGCCGUGCAGGAGGACCCUCCGACGGUGUGGAUGACCAGCUGGUCAACGAAUGGCCAUCGAGAUGUUGGGACCCAGACUGAGGCACCACAUCGCGGACUUCUUCAGGUGGGUUUCGCUGUUUCCCCUGUUGACUCAGGUUUCGCGGCACCGACCUCAGAGGCUAUGACUUCAAGUUUUCACUCUCUGGCGACUGGUUCAGAGAGCAUGAACGUGAUGGCAAGGGACACCUCGCCAUGUGGAUCCUUGCAGCCUCCAUCCGAUCUUGGUGACCUCAAUCCUGACGACUGGUGGGAGGAGCUUGAUGAUCGGGCCCUGUGGUCCGAGAUGGCGGAAGACUGCCGCGCUGAACUGCGCCGGCUGGAGCUGAGCGCUGUUUCUUCUGAGGCACCUCCGCAGCUUAGUUUGACCGAGAUGCAACAAUAUCGGGGAGAGGACCCAAGGACCUCAAAAGCCACUGUUUCUAGGGUUUUGGAGACGGCUCAACCUCUAGGUGAUGCAGGCAGACAAUAUCGGGGAGAGGACCCAAAGACCUCAAGAACUAGGAGUAGGAACAAGGUUGAGUCGAAACAAUAUCGGGGAGAGGACCCCAGGACCUCAAGAACGGCGGAGGAGCCGCAAGGACUCCAAGUAGGGGCGGCGGAGACGCAAGGACUCCGAGUAGGAUCAUGGACACAUCUCAUUCCCCGAGGCCAAGGUGCUUUGGGGGCCGAAUACUUAGCCCAUGAGGCUCCCCGGACCGUAGCUAGCCGUGGAUACGCUCACGACGACACUGCCGUGGUUCCCGGCCCCAUCACCCGCCGGAUGGAGCGCGAGAAGAGAGAGAAACAUCGAUCCAAAAGUGUGGAUCCUCGCAUGGAGGCGACCUGGAUGGUGACUUUUUCCAACCAGGUCGAGCACAUGUCAGACGACGGUGGUCGCCACUAUGAGACUGUGGACCCCGACGGCAACUGCGCUGGCGGUCGCGGCGAGACUGAGGACCACGGUGGCACGAUCGAGCAUGCGCUUGAAGCCGAAGCUAUCGCCAGAGGACCUUCUGAGGAGUGGACUCAACAACAGGUCAUCGCCUCCCAAGUCAUGAAGCAGAUGAGCAAGCAGAUGCAGGAGGAUAUGCAACGCGAGAUGCAGAAAGAGCUUCAAAAGGCGCUCUACCUGGCCAAGAGUUCAAUGAUGACUCCUCCUCCCAAUUUGGAGACGGCUUCAGUUUCAGCACAGAGCUGGGACCCGGUGAACCCCGUCGAAGAGGAGAAUCCGAACGCAUGGGAUCACCAGCAGAGCGACUGGCAGUACGACUGGCAGGAACAGAUCGAGCAGAACCACGAGGAUGCUGAAGCUCUGGCUCGCCAGAUCUCAGCUCGCACACAAGUUUCAGCUGUCAUGGCGCCAGUCCCUGAAGAGAGCUGGGAAGAGGAACCUGUGGCAGCAGCCGUUCGUGAUGAACCAGCAGCUCCUGCCGCAUCACCAGCUGAGACUACAACGAAUUUGGACGAGAUCACCCACGAGAUGUUGGUGGUCAAUGCACGCACCUUUUGUCGGAACUGCGGCAGCAUCGAGAAAGAGAUUCACGCCGGCAGUAUUCGAUGCCGUCAAUGCCUGAACGAGAUCUUCACCGACAAGAUUGACCAGGUCUAUGGAAACCUAGGCUGUUUCAUGCGCCGCUGGGCGCCAGCUGACGCGCGCCACUGGGAACCGGGGUGGCAAAGUGGUUAUGUCGCCAGAUCUUCACGUUGGCAAAGGAAAGGAGGCGAACCGGCUGCACCUGCAGAUGCUGCGGCCACGAGCACGGCAACGAGCGCAGAGAGCCUGUGGUACUUUGGUUUCGGCGCGAACAUCAACCCGUGGAAACUGCGUGAGCGACGGAAGAUCAUACCCAUCGACCAGGUCUGUGGAAGACUUCCAGGUUGGCGACUGACCUUCAAUCACAAGGGUGGCAUGGGUAAUAUCGAGCGCUUGGACUCACCAGCGCUGACGAAUCGUGGCCCUGAUGAAGUUCAUGGAAUGCUGCUGCAUUUAAGUGCCCGGGAUUUUGAAAAGCUGUCUGCGAUGGAGUACGAAUAUGGCACCACUGAUGUGCUGGUCUCCGCCUAUGAUGGUCGCGAGAUUGCUGCAAAGGCUUUUGUGAGUUCUCCUGAGUGGAAGCUCGCCGGAAGUCUUCCACCCCCUGAGAGGUAUUUGAAACUAAUUCGGGAUGGCUGCUCGGAGAUGGGCAUUGAUAGUGCAUAUCAAAACUGGCUGAGAUCCCUGCAAAGCCAGAAAGGUCAAAGAGGUGCAGAGUAUUGGACAGUUGCUCAACCAAGCAAAAAGCAAAGAACUCCAAGCGUAGGUCGAGACGAGAUGUCUGCAGGGCCAUUGUGCCUUGGCGCCCUGCAGGCCUUUGCAGUUCCAUGUGAUCUGGUGGACAUUGGGGCAAACCUGGGAAAAUGCUCGGAGCAAGAUCUGGCGGCGCAACUGGUGCGAGCUGCAGCUGCCAAAGUGAAUCACGUGAUCCUCACCGGCUGCAGCGUGAAGGGCUCGCGGGAUGCGCGGCGCAUUUGCGAGCAGUGGACUGGGGGGAUCGAGGGCACGAGCUUGGAUCGCUUGCCUCAGCUGAAUUUCACGGCGGGUGUUCACCCCCACGACGCGAAGAGCUGCGAUUCCAACACCAUGGCGGUGCUGAGAGAAUUGGCAGCUGCACCUGGAUGCGUAUCCAUUGGGGAGUGCGGUUUAGACUACGACCGCAUGUUUUCUCCGCGAGAGGUUCAGUUGGAGUGGUGCCGGAAACAGGUGGACUUGGCAGUGGAGCUGGGCAUGCCUUUGUUCCUCCAUGAGAGGGACAGGGAUUCCAACAAGGGCAGGCCCUUGGGAUCCUCAGUGGAUCUCCGGCGCAUUCUGUCAGAAAGCAAGGUUGACCCAAAGAAGGUCUGCAUACACUGCUUCACUGGCAAUGGAGAAGACUUGCGGCAAUAUGUGUCCGCAGGCUACUUCAUUGGACUGACCGGCUUUGCUGGUAUGAAGAAACGUGGGGCACACAUUCGUCAGUUGCUGGAGCAGGGGGCGUUGCCACUACAACAGCUGAUGAUCGAGACAGAUUGUCCAUUCAUGCUACCCGACAAGGAGUACUUACCAGAUAAACUGGGAAUUGCUGGGCGCAAGAAUGAGCCCUGCAGCAUGCCAGCCGUUUGCCGUGCCAUUGCCGAGUGUCUCAAGGCACCCCUGCAUACAUUGGGAUGUAUUUGGCUCAAUCGUGAGAAUGCCACGAGCAUGGAUUUCUCCCCAGUGCCGUUGCUGGAUGUCCUACCGCACCAUCGGGUUCUUGACAUCACAGGUUCUUCCUGCAAGGACUUGGCACUAGCUUUGCACGAAAGGCUCUUGACCAAAGAGGAUGGUGCCAGGUCCUCGAGUGGAAAGGUCUGGGCGGCCCAGCCCUGGCAGGUGCCACAAGGUCUUCUCUUCGCCAAUGCCGCUCGGCCGGAAGAUCUGGAGCCGCUCAUGGCCACGGUGCCAGAGAAGCUCCGAGGCCCAGUCGUGUUCACCGUGUCGCCACCGCAGAGCUUCCCGCAGAUCUACAUGGCUUCCAGUCGUGUUCUCCCCUGUGUGGUGCAGUUCGAUCAGGUUUUGUGCAGAGUGAGUUCCAGCCAUGACUCGGAGAAGCUUCAGGCUUGGCAUAUGCACCCCCUGCAGCUGAAGAUCUUGCGCCGGGGCCUGCGGUUUUUGGCGCCCGGUGGCCGGCUUUUGUACAUGACCAGCUCCGAGAAUGCCAUGGAGAAUGAGGUCGUCGCGGCGGCCUUGACCUCACAGCCGAAUAUCCGGCUUGUGCAAGUAGCAUGGCCUCUGCAUGCAGGCUGGUCCUCCCUGGAUGCGAUGCAGGCUUGGCCAGUCCUCAAUCCGAACAAGUUGGGUUUGGCAUUUAACUGUUGGGAAGAAGUUCCUCGGCAGAUGCGAGGGGGCAAAAUCUUGCAGACCAUGUUUCCACCGGGCCAGACACAGGCAGAAGUGACUUCGCAGUUGAGCCGCUGCUUGCGCGCCAAGCGCCUCGAUGAAGCUCUUUUCGUCGCUCUCUUUGACAAGGUCGCGGAUGAAGCGUUUGCGUCCGAUUCGGAAGGCCCGGACAGCGCAACGCUUGAUGGCUUCAAGCGUGGGUCAAACGUUGUAGUCAGAGCCACCGGUGACCCUGCGAUUGUGGUGGGUCCCGGCCAGAAAGCUUUCAAAGGUUUGAUCAAAAUCCGAUACCCAGACCGGACCACUUACCAUGUGGAGUUGGGGGACAUAGAAGAUGCAAGCCACCGGCUCAGUCAACUUCUUCGACUGAAGCUGGGAAUCUCCGGUCUUCUCCUCCUGGCCUUUCGGCGUGUCCUCCAGCGGAUCAUCCUCCAACGUCCACGACUUCUCUUGCUCAGCCUCCUCGUCUCCCUGCUGGGCUGGCGCCUUCACCUGCGCCGUAGACAGACACCGGGACCGAUGGUGACCUCCAGGGUCAGCGCUUCAGCGUCCAGGUUAGUGAAGCGCUGUGCGAAGAUCCCGGAGGCGGUGCUCAGCUUCGCCGAGUUUUAUGGCUUGGAGCUGCCCCACGACGAUCUGCCAGCUUGCUCCGGAGUGGGCCAAGUGGAGUUUCCAUACCGAAGUUUGGGCUACAGGACUGCUGACAAGCAGAACCUAUAUUUGGUAUCUCCCAGUGUUUUCGAUGUACGCGUGCCUGAGCAGUUGCGCCACAGCAUGUGCGGAGCUCCUUUUUUGCAGCGCUGCAUCAGCAGUGAGGAAGUGAAGCGCUGGGGUUGCUCACUGAGGCCAACGGCUGCUGCAGCAGAGUUCUUGAGUCAGUGCUGCUUGCGACAAAGAUUGGUGAUUGAACCCAGGCAGUUGCACAGCUUGCUGGAGAAUGGUCAGAUAAAGUUGAAUUUGCAUCACUCUGAGCUGCUGGACGGCGGAGUGAUUCUGGUACAGGAGAAUGACGAAGGGUUGCUGCGUGGUAUUCCUGGAGUUUUUCAAGCUGGUUUCGUUCACCUCAGUUGA
Molecule: messenger RNA, 5799 nt
Organism: Durusdinium trenchii
Lineage: Eukaryota; Dinophyceae; Suessiales; Symbiodiniaceae
Source: the annotation of a GenBank genome assembly